Alternaria novae-zelandiae is the source of this 1053-nucleotide messenger RNA. RefSeq lists its product as uncharacterized. The record is from RefSeq and is a predicted model, not a curated record. The transcript is spliced from 2 exons. The coding region runs from base 1 to 1053 and encodes 350 amino acids. NCBI's taxonomy places the organism in Eukaryota, Fungi, Ascomycota, Dothideomycetes, Pleosporales, Pleosporaceae.
AUGGGAGGCAAGAAUAAGAAGAAGGGCGCCUCCGGCGCCGAUGGGGUGGCCAGUUCCAGCAAGAAAAAGAAGGGACGCGGCGGCAUGAGCGACAAGCAAGAAGAGAACAAGGCCAGAACCUUGGAGGACCUUAACUCUUCCUCAGCUUGGGAUCGAGAUGAUGCCGAAGACGAUGCGACACGCGAACCGGAUGACGUUGCCGAAACUUCCGAAGAGCCCAUCGAAUCCACUCCGACUAUAGAACAGGCACAGGAUAUCACUGAAACUGAGCCAGUCAAGAACGACGACCCGCAGGACGAGCUUCCACAGCAAGAGCCCGAUGUCGCCGAGUCUGAGAUACCUUGGACUACGACGCCGUCAACGCGAAAGAAUAAGGCAAGCAACGUUUCAGACGCUGCAGAUGUCUCUAGUGAUACCCUUCCGAGCAGCCAAGCCCCUACCGAAUCAUGGUCUUUUGGUGAGAAAGGCGUCGCAGAUGUUGCGAAGUCUCAAGAUGCUGGGCAACUCCAAGAUGCUGAGCAGCUCCACGAUACCACAAACUUUGAAGACGAUCUAGGCGAUAAGCUCAAGCAUCUUUCGCUCGAAAAACAGACAUCAAAAGAAGAAGCUGAAGUAACAGAUGGCGAAGAGAAGCAGGGCGCAAUCGUUUCAGCUGACAACGUUGUGUGCCGGCCAAAGAUUGAGGAUGAAGCAGCACCUGAAAAUCUUAGCGACGAGUCAUCAGCUCCUCUCGAAGCUCAUCGGGCGCUGUCACCGCCGCCUCUCAAAGCACAGCUUGAAGAACCCCAUGAGCCUACCGAGAAUCUGGGGAACAAAGCACGAGCGUCGUCCGAAUUGCCUGUCCAAAAGCCGAAGCCCAACGAUCGACUUGUACCACCUACUCAGGAAAUCGUAAAGCAGCCUGCGACUGCACGAACCCUUGCUGAUAAGCCACAACUGCCGAGUCGACUUAUGGCUCAGCAAGCGGAACACCACUCGGAAGAUCCAACGUGCCUGCAACGCCUCCGGUUCGACCAACUCCAGAUCAACGCAGAUCACCUCGACCAAUCCUAA